Molecule: messenger RNA, 1203 nt
Organism: Argentina anserina (silverweed cinquefoil)
Lineage: Eukaryota; Viridiplantae; Streptophyta; Magnoliopsida; Rosales; Rosaceae
Product: probable long-chain-alcohol O-fatty-acyltransferase 1
Exons: 1
Coding region: 74-739 (221 amino acids)
Biological process (GO): lipid metabolic process
Source: RefSeq, a predicted model, not a curated record
GAUCUUUCUUAUUCCUCCCCAAAACUUUCCAUGUUUCUCAGAUAAACAAAGAGAAAUCAAGGUCUGAGAAGAAAUGGAAGGUGAAUUUGGCAACUUCAUUCAGGUAUUAAUUUCAAUAUUUGUGUGCAUAUGCUAUUCCUACUCUCUUGGCAAAAUAGUCCCCAAAGGUAAAACCAGGCUCCUUUGUGUUGUUCCAGUUGUGUCUCUCUUCUUGUACCUCCCUCUUUGCCUCUCUUCUGUACAUCUUGGAGGUGCAACUGCUUUCUUCAUUUCAUGGCUUGGCAGCUUCAAGCUUCUUCUUUUCGCCUUCGGCAAAGGUCCUUUGGCUACAGACCCUUCAAUAUCCAUUGGACGCUUCGUGGCCAUUGCUUGCCUCCCUAUCGAAAUCGAAGAAGACCCACCUCCAAAACCUCAAAACACCCACAUUAAAGCCAACACCUCUCUAUCACAAUCCCAUCUGAAUGGCGAAAAUGGGAACACUCCACAUCCCCGAAGCACGAAAUCAACAACCCUGAACCAUGUAAUCAAGGGCUUUCUUUUGGCCAUUCUAAUAGGAAUCCUAUAUUAUAGUGAGCAUUUCCAUCCAAACCUCAUCUUAGUCCUUCAUUGCCUUUACAUAUAUCUCCUCCUAGAGUUCCUCCUAGCCAUGGUAGGAGUCCUGGCAAGAGCCCUUUUGGGGUUGAAGCUCAAGCCCCACUUCAAUGAGCCCUACCUCUCCACAUCAUUACAAGACUUCUAGGGCAGAAGAUGGAACCUCAUGGUCACCAGUAUCUUACGUCCGGCUGUAUACGAACCCGUCCUCCAGUUCUCUGCAGGCUUCAUUGGCCGGAAAUGGUCUAUUGUCCCUGCUGUAAUGGGAAGCUUCUUGGUGUCCGGGCUCAUGCACGAGCUGAUUUGCUACUACCAGGGGCGCGUGAAGCCAACGUGGGAGGUUACGUGGUUCUUCGUUCUGCAAGGGUCGUGUUUGACGGUGGAGAUCAUUUUGAAGAAGCCCUUGAGGGGUAGGUUCCGGCUGCCGACGCUGGUGUCGGUGGUGUUGACAGUAGGGUUUGUGGUCGUGACUUGCUUCUGGCUCUUCUUUCCGCAGUUUCUUCGGAGCAAGGCUGAUGUUAGAAUGCUUGAAGAGUAUGUUGCUUUUGGUGCGUACAUAAAAAAUGUGGCUAGAACAUUCCAAACAUCGUUUUCUAGCUCAUGAUCUGUUGG